AUGAAAGCCACUAUUGAUUUGUAUACUACCACUCUAGCGUAUGCGUUCAGUCACUCAUUUGGAAUUAUGCGCGAUACAACACAAGGAAAUGGCCUUGUUUGUGGAACUCUGCCAAGUGUCAGCUUUCGUCUUGCCGCUAUUAAUGAUACGAAUAUCGUUGAACCUGUUGGAACAAUUAGGCCUCGCUAUAAAACCUAUGAUAAUGAUGUAUGCUCGUGUCACGAUUCAGCCACUUGCAAAGAAGAAGCAUAUGUUUAUACUCCCGAUAACACAAAAGUCAGAGUACAUAGAGUAUCAGGCUUAGUUAUUGGGUGUUACGGAUUCGAGGCAAUGAUGCAAUCAAGUUUAUUGUGUUAUUUUUAUCAAACAUGUAUUGAUGACCUUCGUGCAGCUAUCCAUUUCUCAGAUAACUUCACUACUUCGGCACUUGAUCCUUCAAAGCUACUUUAUUUCGACGGGAAUAGCACAGUUGAAAUGAUGGUGGAGAAACUUAUGAUUGAACAAUCGACAAAUAAUAUUUCUUACACCAACUAUUAUCAUCAAUGUUAUCCAGUUUAUUGCUAA
Messenger RNA from Rotaria socialis, 564 nucleotides. Lineage: Eukaryota; Metazoa; Rotifera; Eurotatoria; Philodinida; Philodinidae. The record is from the annotation of a GenBank genome assembly.